ACCUUGCUUUUGGAGAUUCAUUAUUUGAAAGAACAUCAACCGAACGCAAGAAUCACACACAACACUCGGUUAACCAUAUUGCAGUAGAGAUCGAUGGGUAGACUCCAAAAUUUGAUGCUUCUAUCGGCGGGGUUCUUCUCCACGCUAUUGCUCGCACAGGUGACGAGUGCUGCUGCAGGGAUGACAGUGAAAGUGAGCACAACGCCCAUCUUCUCCAAGAUCCCACGAGCUCAGACGAACAAGGAUUUUCAGGUGCUACUACGCAUCGAGGCGCCGCCUCCGGUGGAUCUCAAGGGUCGUGUCCCCAUCGACCUUGUCGCUGUGCUCGACGUUGGUGGUGGUGGAAUGAGCUUGGAACCGGUUAAGAAAGCCAUGAAGUUCGCCAUUCGACAGCUCAGUGAUGAAGACUCUAUCGCCAUCUUUGGGCCACCCAUGAGCCGAGAGGUCAUCCCUAAGUUUAUGAAUAUUCAUGGUAGCCGAAGGAUUGCUGAGAAGAAGGUAGAUGAGCUGGAGGGCCGUCGCUUUGCCCAUCCAGCAAGGUCUAGCUUGGAUGAGGCCCUCAAGAUGCUGGAGGAGCAGCCGGCGAGCUCUUCCGUCGGCCGCGCCAAGUUCAUCGUGUUGGUCACCGACAUCACCCGAUUCAGCUCUGACAUGCCGGAGUUGUCCAAGUACCCCGUGCACGCCUUCGGCCUGGGCGCCUCGCACGACGCGGCGGCGCUGCGCCUCGUCGCCCAGCGGUCUCAGGGCACCUACUCCUUCCUCGACGACGCCAACGCCGACAAGGUCGCCGCCGCGCUCGCCCUGUGCCUCGGCGGGCUCAAGUCCGUCGCCGCCGUCGGCGCGCGCGUCGUCCUCAAGGCGGCGAGCGGCAGCGGCGUGAGGAUCGACAGGAUCAGCUCCGGUGGGUACGCGAGCUCCGUCUCCCAGGUCGACGGGGCCUCCGGCGAGAUCGCCAUCGGCGCGCUCUACGCCGGCGAGGUGAAGACCUUCGUCGUCCACCUCGACGUGCCCGCCGCGCCUGAGAUUUCGCCGGGGGAGGGCGUCUGCUGCGACCAGCAGCAGCUGCUCGUCGCCAGCCUCGACGGCCAGCUCUACACCAGUGGCGGCGGCGUCGACGUCAUCGACGACGACGCAGCAGCUGGUGGUGGUGGUCCGAUCCAAGACGUGCUCGUCGUGGAGAGGCCACCCGCCGCCGUGCUGCCCAAGGUCCCCUCCGCCAUUGUCGUCAACCACAUCUUCCAGUUCAGGGUGCUGGAGAUGGUCGACGCCUUCAUCAACGACGAGAUCCUCCUGCGCCGCACUCCGGCGACGACCGGGAGGACGAAGGACGUCGACGUCGACGACGACCGGGGGAUGAAGCUGCUGGCGAGGUGGGAGAGGUUCGUGCUCGAGCACCAGUUCUGGGUCGGCCUCGACCUGGGCUCCCUCGACGGCGAGAUCACCGCGGUGGCGAACAGCCUGCGGAAGCAGCAGCACGUCGUCGGCGGCGUCUUGCCGUCGUCGUCGAUGGCGGCGUACAUAUUCUCGUGGAUGUCCAGCUACAAGAUGCAGCGGCCGACGGCGAUGGGGUCGCCGGCGAAGGUGGUGGGCUUGUUCGUGACGCUGGAGGUUCACCUCACGCUGCAGGUGGCGAUCACGGCGGAGAACGGCGGCGGCGGCGGCGACGGCGAGUGCGAGUACAGCUGCGUGGAGCAGCUGCCGCCUGCGCCGCCGCUGCUGGUGGCGUCUGGACGCGAUGACGACAGCUACCGUUUCAACGCCGCGUACGAGGGCGUCAUAUCGCUCGACGACAUCAACCAAUUCAUGAUCAAAAUCUACCAGGGUAUGGUGAAAGCGAACAAUUUGAAGCAAUGCCAUCUGAUGAAUCAGCAGCCGCGUGCUGUCGCCUGAAUCUGAUUAAUCUCUCUACGUUGUUGAGUAAUAAUAUGCCCAUCCAUCGAUUGAUCGAUCCCUGAAUAAUGCGUGGUAGCUGCAGUUGCCUUAUCAGCAGGAGAGAUUGAUGAGGACGUUUGUUCAGAUUCGUAUCUACAAGUCUAGUCUAGUACUUAUUUUGAACAGAGAUAGUAUUAGCUAUUUGCUAGCUAAUACUACUAUUAAGGUUAAAGGUUGAGAAUAAUAAGAGAUGUAAGUAGGGGUGAAAACGGUUACAAAAAUUACCGAUCGACCGGGCGCCGUUUCCGUUUAAGGGGUACCAUUUCCGACCGUAUCGUUUUUGGCUAUUUUUAAAUUUUGUUUUUUCUAAUUUCUUUUUACAUCGUAUUAAUGUCGAUACUAAGUAGUUUAAAUGAUAAAUAUGGUCAAUUACCGGCCGAUCGAGCAUCGUUUCCGAAGAGAUGCCACCGAUUCCGACCGUCUCCGAUCGUUUUCACCCCUAGAUGUAAGUGGCAACUUUAUUGGUCGUCAAUGCAUGUAAGAUCGAAUUUAUAGCAAGCUAAUUAAGCUCUGCUUAUUGCCUCUUUGA
Molecule: messenger RNA, 2461 nt
Organism: Oryza sativa Japonica Group (Japanese rice)
Lineage: Eukaryota; Viridiplantae; Streptophyta; Magnoliopsida; Poales; Poaceae
Source: RefSeq, a predicted model, not a curated record